AUGGUUGGCGGAACUCAGAACCGGUGUCCAGGCACCCCGAUCACCUUGGUCACCCCAGCACAUUUUGGUCCAAACACAGCUCCGUGGCAGUUUUCCCUUCCUACCUGGCGCAAGAAAGGCCCCGGGGAAGGGAGAGGGGGUCUGUGUCCCGUGGAGGAGAUGGACUUUAAGGAUGAAGUGGACGGAGCCAGGGCAAGGGAUGGCAGCGGGGACGGCACAGCCGGCCAGACCACAGAGAAGGAUCUGGCUGGCACAGUGAAGGACGCAGCCUUUGUAGCGGGCAGUGAGAGUGCUCCACCAUGCAAGACCCUGCUCAUCUGCUGUGCGGACGGCCUCGAUCAGGACACCUUUAAAAUUUGCAAGGAGCUUUUGAGACCCUUUAAGAAGUCACUUAGGAAACUGCAUUUGCCCCAGCACCUCCCCACAGAGAAAAAACUGAAGUACAUGAAGAAAAGUUUGACCAUCAUUGGGGACCGCAUCGAUCUGUUUCUCCAGCGGUACUGCAGAGCCUCGGAAGUCAAGCACUGGCAGAAGAUGUUCUGGCGAUUUGUCUCCCUCUUCUCAGAGAUGGAUGCAAAGCAACUGCAGAAGCUGCAUAAGUACAUCAAGAACAACCAAAUGGAUAAGUUUCUGCAAUUAUGCUGUCCAUCAGAAAACCCAGAUUCAGUUCCAGGACUUGAAGAAAGGAAGCUGAAGCAGCUUUACAUCAGCUGGGGUCUCUGCAGAGGUACAAGAGACCUGCAGGAACACCUGGGUCAAAGUCACCGCCAACACACCCGCAAAGUCACCGCCCAGCAGCAAGAAUGA
Molecule: messenger RNA, 807 nt
Organism: Gymnogyps californianus (California condor)
Lineage: Eukaryota; Metazoa; Chordata; Aves; Accipitriformes; Cathartidae
Gene: CHCT1
Product: CHD1 helical C-terminal domain containing 1
Source: RefSeq, a predicted model, not a curated record